AUGUCAUUUGCUAUGAUCGACAUGCGACAUGUCCGACGUAUGUUAUACGGAAAUUUAUACCUUGUACCGGAUUCCACUUAUUCAAUCAUAAAUUUCUUGAAUAAAGAAAUUUAUGAAAUUGAUAUUAGUGUGAAAAAUUUACAAACCAAUAAUUCGUCACUUAGCAUCAAUAAAAAAUGUAUUCUCGAAAAUAACUUCUUUCCUUUGCACCUUUCAAAAGUUCAAAUUCAUGACUAUGAAACGAGGACAAUUCCUUAUGGAAAAAUGAAACAAAAUUAUGACGUUGACGACAAGAAUGAAAAUAAUCAUAAUAUUCAUGCAAAAGUUAUGUUUAAUUUCUGGCAUCAAUUUCUCGGUUGA
Messenger RNA from Funneliformis caledonium, 360 nucleotides. The record is from the annotation of a GenBank genome assembly. NCBI's taxonomy places the organism in Eukaryota, Fungi, Glomeromycota, Glomeromycetes, Glomerales, Glomeraceae.